Messenger RNA from Bufo gargarizans (Asiatic toad), 973 nucleotides. Its product is annotated as interleukin-27 subunit alpha-like. The transcript has 5 exons. Gene Ontology annotation, molecular function: interleukin-27 receptor binding. NCBI's taxonomy places the organism in Eukaryota, Metazoa, Chordata, Amphibia, Anura, Bufonidae. The record is from RefSeq and is a predicted model, not a curated record. Bases 41 to 685 code for a protein of 214 amino acids. Gene Ontology annotation, biological process: regulation of T cell proliferation.
CACACAAGGAGUAGAUCCUGGGGCACAAUCUACACUCAAGAUGAACACAAUGAUUGCAGGUCAUUUCUGGCUGCCCAUAAUAUUUUCUGGCAUUGUCUUGAGGUGGCCGGUGGAAGGACGUCCUAUAAGUAACACCACUACAACAACGAAAAGUGUCAGCCUUGGCCAUGACUUCAGAAAGACGUUAACAUUGUCCAGGAAACUCUUACAAGAGAGCAGACUGUUGACCCAUGACUAUCGUAUGUGGAAAUUGCCUGGGUCACACUUGGAUUUCACAGGAUCUUUCCUAAACCUGACCUCAGUAGCUAUUAACAUCACUACUUGGCUGAAGCUACAGCCAAGUGAGCGGCUCCGAUUCCUCAGUGACACUCUUCAGGUUUACCCUGUAUAUUUGGGUGAGCUAGAGAAAUGGGAGAAGGAGGAGACUAAGGAGGGCUCGCCAUCACCUCUCAAGAGUAGCGUCACUCAUGUACGUCUAGACCUUCGAGAUCUGCUACAUCACAUCCACAGACAGAUGUCGUUACUUGGACUCAAUCACACAAAAGUUUCAUCCCAAGAGCACCCAUGGGGUGGGGCCAGAAACUGGUCCACCCAUCUGAAGAUGUACCAAGUUCUUCGAACCAUGGAACAAACUCUACUUCGGGCGGUGAGGGAGUACACCAUACUUCAACGUUUUCAUGGUUGAAAAUGAGGACAAUUUUAAGUGUCUGUGUGUGUGUGUGGAGGGGUGGUGCUCAUAUUAUGUGGGUACAUCCUCCCCAUAAAUAAUACUGCUGACUUAUACACUAUUACACUCUCGUACUGUAAGCUGCAGAAGACGAGAGGGGAACUUAGCUGGGAAAAAGCGUGAAAAACUCCGAUAAACCCAAGUGUACCAUUGCUCUAUACCUCAUGUCCUCGUCUCAUGCCCCAAGUCUCAGUGUGUCCUUGUCCCAAGUGUCUGUGUCCUUGCCCCAAGUGUCAGUGUGUCCUU